UUUCUUUCGACAGCACCGAUAAUAAAGGUGGGGAAAGACAAUGUAACGAUAUCGACACCAGGCCUGUUUGGCUGUGAGAAAAUUUCUUUCCAAAGUCCUUUCUCUGAUGGACAGCAAGUUAAGGUAUUCGCUUCAUUUGGACAUACUGUAAAAAGUCCAAAACAUCGGUUUGGUGCAGCAGUCUGGGUGGAGUCUGUUUCUACUGGAGGGUUCACAGUCUGUGUUUUGGAGUAUGGAGAAGGUUCAAAAGGUUUUGCUGAAGUGAACUGGAUUGCUUUGCAAUCUACACCUCUUGGAUCUCAGCUAGGAACUGUGGCGUUGGAUCCAUGGACUACCGGAACCGAGUGUAUUACUAUCAUCUUUGAAAAGGUUUGAUUCAAGCAGGUUCUUAUUUCCUUUUGAUACAAACGGCUGACAAAGGGAAAUUAAGCCAAAAAACGUGAAGAGUUAUUGCUCGUGGUUCCGAUGCUAAGACUGACAUGGCGGCAUUAUUAGUAUUACCUGUCCUUGAGAGGGUUUUUAUCCAUCAAUUUUUGCUUCAAACUUACUUCGUAAAAAUAUUCAAUUUUUUUCCUCUUUUGUUUUUUUUUUCUUUUAGCGCUUUAAGACUACACCAAAUGUUUUAGUUUCCGCCAGCCAUGAGAUUCUCAAGAGACCACAAGAUGCUAUGGCUAUUUGGGUAAAAGACUUGAAUAAGGACAAUUUUAAAGUUUGUUUCAGAGAGACAAAGAUUCUUGAUGGAUUACACAAAGAUAUCCGAAUGGUAAGGGAAUCAUUUCAACCCCAGUACUCGAUAAUUGAUUUAUGCGCUCUCACCAUUCUAAUUAGCUACCUUUCUUCAUCAUCCAGUCAUCAAUACCACUUUAUUCUCAGAAUAAGUGAUUGGCUGUGACAUUCAUGUCUGAUCGAGAUAGCUUUAUAGCCGUCUAAUUAACAGACCGACUAUCAGAUUGACUUAUUGAAUGACUGAUCAACUGACUAAUUAAAUGAUUGACAAACUUCUGAUUGAUAGAUAAGCUGACUGAGAGACUGGCCGACUGUUUAUCCAACUCACUGCCUUAAAGACUGAUAGAUUGACUCACUGACCCACUGACUCGCUGAUCAAUUGAAUUGAGUGAUUGAAUAACAUAACUCACUAACUGACUGACUUACUUGCUGGCCCCUGAAUGAGUAACAGGCAAUUCGUAUUACCAACUGACUACCAACAGACUAACGGAGUAAAUGUAUAACUAACCAAUGCGGAAUAAAUCAGUGUUAAAUGAAUGGAUUCUUUUAAAUGUUGUCAACCUACUUAUCAAUUAUUAACCAUCUCAUUUUACAGAACUGGAUGGCGUUUACAACUCUUAAGGUUGGAAACUUCACUUUAACCAAAACUGUAAUGCUGAACAAUGCAAGCUCAAAAUUCCAUUACAGUAACCAUGCGUACUGUCAGGUCAGUUUUAAAGUUAGUUUUAUGACAUGGGUAACUUAAUCGUUUUUUUUUGGUACCAAUCGUUUUUUUUUUCCUGAAGUCGAUAAUCACUCCAUAUUAAAAGUGAAUAGAUUAGUAAGUGUAAAAGGGCCUUUAUCAAAGAAAGUAGUUCUUUGACGAAGUUUAAAUGAAAUAAAACAAUAUUAAAUGGGCUAAAGCAAUGUGGUUCCCACGGUUGUUGUGGAGGGGGUGGCGGUGAUGGUAACGUAACAUUAUUCGUUCGAAUUCAAAUAGCAUUUUUCAGCAACUUGUGUCAUCCAUUGUUCUUCAUAUUUCAGAGUAUAAACUUCACCGAUCCGUUUUAUGCUCCCCCUGUUGUAGUAGUGACACCAAAGCAGGGUUAUAUCAAUAACCACUCGGACCCUCCUCUCUCUCAGUGCAGUGCCAUUACAGCUUGGGUAGAGGUAAGAUGUCAGUGUUAUACCUGUUCUAGAACAUGUUAAAAGGUUGUCCGCGGUAGACAUUAUGUAUAUGAGUGUGACUUCGCUGGCCUUGAAUACAAAAUUGAUUUAACAAAUGGGAACAAACGAAAUAUUUCUUUUGGCUCUUUGGCAGAGAUGGUUAAGUGUUAGUUAAUAUCGUUCAAUUUAUAUAUCAAUUAACAAUUCUUGAACGCAAUCAAUAUGCACCGUGACAUUGCAAUUGAUCUCUUUUCACUUGAGGGUAUUUUGUUUUUUUAAUUUCAGAGGUUGGUCGAAUGUGAAAAGUUUAAUAUGGGAAUGCUGUGUUUUUAAUUUUGUUGGAUCGAUGAGGAUCAAACUUUUGCUCUUGACUUCUUGCAGCUCCUUGUUGUUUCCGUUAUUGUUAUUUUUGUUUAAUUUUUGGCGGUUCAAUAACUAACUUGAUAGCAAAUUAUAUUUUCCUCUUGACUACAGUUCACCUCAAGGAAAGAUACGAAGGUGUGUUUAAGAAAAUACCAGAGCAAAGAGGAAAGUAACAGUGCCAUUUCAAUUGAUUAUGUUGUCGUAGGAGGUGAGUGCCAUCAUACAUGAUAUUUUGGGCGAUUUGUUUGCGAUUUUGAAGUAAACAUAAAUCUGGAAUUGCCUAAAUAUUUGGCCAGUUUUGCGAACUGAAUCUCGAAAGUGUUGGAUUUUGAGUGGGACAAGUUAUUUUUUCCUAGAAAAAUGGCGUGUCCUGCAUUGGUAUCGUUAAAGGAUUCCAUGAGAAGUAACAAGAGUUUCGAUAUAAGCAGGACUCGAGUGAAAACUAACAACAAAUAAUUUAUUUGUCAUCUUAAACAUAGUCAGAAUUUGCCCAUUUUUCUCCCCUCUGGACCUUUCUUGUUAUUAGAAAUAAAUGAUUUACCCUUCUCUGUUUAGCGUUGGUAGCUAUUUGUUGUUUAAUUGUAUUUUUUGUCGUCGUUGUUUUAUUUUUGCAGAAAGGCGUUGCUAAUUUUUUUUUAAAAAGUUUCGUUUUUGUAUAUUUGAAGAAUUUUUUAGAACAGUCUUAAAUCAUUUGAAGAUCGCUUUUAGUAAGCCACUCGCAUGUAUUACUUGUGUCCUGUUUGUAAACUCUUUUUUCGACGACGUCUAAAUCAUGUCAAAUACAAUACAGUACUAAACAAAUGUACCUAGAAAGAAUUGUAUUCUUUUUUGCUUUGCAAGACUUGGAUCCGUGCCUGCACGUUACCUGCUAUUUCUAUGGCCUAUGUAAGGCCUUUGGACCGCAUGACGCCCGCUGCGUGUGCUUAGACCGCUGUCCGUCGUUCCACGAGCCCGUGUGUUCUUCUAAUGGUACAACGUACGGCAACGAGUGCUUGUUCAAACGAGAGACGUGUCUUUUGAGGCGUAAUUUUUCAGUGCAACAUCCAGGUCGUUGUGAAGGUAAGGUUUCCAACGGUUUAGCUCUUUAUUGGGCUGAAAAGGUUUGAACCAUAUUUGUUAAGUGUAUGUUUUGAUGGUCGGGUAUAUAAAAAUGCGCUACUGACUAAGACACAGACGUUUUGACUGUUUUGACUUCGAUUUGCUUGACCCAGUUUAGUAUGGCCAACUGACUAACUGACUGAUCGACUGACCGAUUGACUGACGGACUGACGGACUAACUUACUGGUGGACUUACUGGCUGACGAACUCACUGACUGACGGACUGAUGGCUUGACGGAAUAACUAACUGACGGACUGACGGAAUACUCGUAAAAUACUGGAAGAAUUUCUCACCUGACUGCUAAAAAGUUGCUAAAAAAAUUGCCAAAAAUCCAUAAAGUUGCUACCGACCCGCAAAUAUCGGCAGAAUUUAGGGAUACUUUUAAGUCUAACGGAACAAAACGCAUGGUUCAUUUGACGCUUUGCCCAACGACAUGUGGCAACUUGAACGAAACCGUCACUACUGCACAAUUGCAUUCUCAGAGUCUAACACCAUAUAUUUCUUGAAAUUGUUUAUAGAAUCGUCAAAUUUUUGUGCUUUAUGGCGAUCAAGGCUAACUUAUCAACGUGCUUAUUCAGUGACAUCGCAGUAAAGCAAAGAGAAUUAAGAAACAGUACGGUGCUCCCUCUUUAUUUUUUUUUUCAGUUUUUCCAUUCCAGCAUGGUCGCCAACACAUGCCUCACAUUCCAGCACUGGGAUAUUCUCACUGUGUAGUGAUCCAUCUGCAGCCUUACGUAUUCUAUCCUGACAAACUAAUUAAAGUUCAGAUCACUGUCAAUCACAUCGACACCAGUGACAAGUCGUAUGUACACGAUGCGGCAGUAUCAUGGGUUGAGAACACCAACUACAAUAGAUUCACCGCUUGUGUCAUGGCAGCAGGUUUCAAUGAGCGAAAAUCGAACGCAAACGUCACCAUUGAUUGGGUGGCGUAUCAGGGAGCUCCAGUGGGUGGGCUGGCAGGCGAAGAACGGGUAUCACAAUGGUGGACUGGAACGACUUGUGUAACCGUGAACUUUCCUUCAGUAAGAAGGCUUUUUUCUUUUUUCUCCUUCAUCUCACAUCUUUUAACACAUUUAUUUAUUCGUUCGUUCCUUUUCUGUUUAAGUUUAUUGCAUACACGUACGUAUGUCUUUAGGAAUAAGCAACUCAUUGUCAUUAAUUAUUAAUUAUAAUCAUUGGGAAAUAAUUGUCAGAGUGGUAAACCCCAAACAAGACUGAAAUUUCUUUCUGUGUAGGAUGCUCGAGUACCAGGAUAAGAUCGAGUCUUAAUGACGGAGCGUUUUGCUGUUUCUACCGCCUAAAAAGUUAUUCCUCUUUGUCCAAAACAGACAUUCCCUUACAUUUCACGCACAUUCCUAAAUUUCUAAGAUACCACUGCUGUUAGUGUGCAGGUCCUCAUUAGUAUUAAAUGGGUUAGAGGUACUGUAAGAAUAAGCUUUCUUUGAAAAAGAACAUUACGUGGUAACUGGGACAGGGUUGGACCUGGAUAUUCCUAACCCCUACAAAUGUUUCUCUUAUUGGAAGAAGAAAUUUCCCAGUGCACCCUCGGUAUUUGUAACUGCAAAGCACCAUCAUUCUGGACUGAAGCGUGACGCAGCUAGUAUCUGGAUCGAGGAUGUCACGCAAUCCUCAUGCAAAGUUUGCCUGAGGGAGCUCCAGAACUACGCAGGAUCCCACAAGGAUAUUUCUGUUGUGAGUAUAUAGUUCACUGGCUUAUCGUCACAUUACAAUAACAAUCUUUUUUCUUCCUUUGAUUUGGUAUUUAUUUUCAUUAAUUUUUGACGGAAUACUUUGUCAUGACGAAUAGCAUUUAUGCCAUGCAGUUAUGCGCCCGCUCUCCAGAACGCCUUAAAGCUAUUCACAUAUGGCGUCAAGGCUAAAGUACUGUUGAAAUAGGUGCCUGACACCAAAUGUUCACAAUGUGUUAAAGAAUGUACAAUUCUCGUAACUACGUUCGAUCUUGGCACGAUACUCUCAAAUGUCACGAGAUACAGCUGAAAAUGUGCUUAAACUGGCUAUUGGGAGAACAUUUUAAUGGGAAACAUAUCAAACUCUUUCCCCAGCGUGACGAACAUUUGUUUUUCUCGGUUCCAGGUGUACGCGACCACUAACCCUACGUAAUGCGCAUGCUCUCCGAUGCGAAUUUUCAAAAUGGCGGAUAGGUGGGAAAUAAAAAAAGCAAAGCGAUUUUGCAAUAAAUGCUUAACAUACACCCCCGUUAGAAAGGCGAAUCCACGAUAGAGAGAUACAAAACUGUAUGAUAUUGAGAUCAGGGAGGUUGACAAAAUCAACAAGGUUGAAAAUUCAUUACGUUGGCUAUAGCACAUGCUUCGAUGAAUGGACACCCUUCAGGGCCGAUACAGGAUCUGGAUAUUUUCCGUUUGUUCACAGCGAAAAGCUGUUCAUUCCCUCGGAAAACUCUCUAGAGGAUAGAAAAGAAUCGUCCCAUGGCCAACUUGCUCGUGAAAUAAAGAAAAAGCUUUGGUCUGGACGGCGAGAGGACCCUGAUAUAAACAUAGACCUUAAUGUUGACCAAGAUAUUUUCAUAGAAGGUCUUGGGAGUGUUUUGCCCGGCGUUCUUCAAAGAGGGAAGAUGGUUUACCAAUUAGAGUCAAAUAGGGUGCUUGAUUCAUAUCUGGGACUGAAGUGGGAUGAAAGAAUUUUAAAUGUAGCUGAAGAUUUUGCCUAUGUAAUUCCAGGAACUAUUAAGUAUUGGCUGAGACUAAGAAGUCCAAUCAUUGAAUACAAGCUCAUCGUUUUAGGUGUUCUUAACCCUUUCAUAACCGGCUGCCUCCAGGAACUAAAUCCUGUUUUUCUUCAGAAACAGUUGUUUGAGGGCAUCAACCCCUUUGUGAUUUGUGGAUCUGAAGAAAUCUUUAGAAGCUCUACUAUUGUAUUUUUCCAAGCCUUGCUGUGUGUAAUAUGCUAUGUUCUGAUAAAGUGACAGGAACUCUGGAACAUGAUAACAUAGUGCAUGCAUGUAGGGAGUGACAUCUUUUGCUUGGUAAACUUUGAGAAAGUGCUCAAACCAUGAUUUGAUAUUUCUUUGCAGUUCAAGAAUACCCUCUUCAGAUGUAAAAUCUAGCUUCAAAUCACCAAUUAUGUCCAUAAAUUUAGCCCAGAUCACUUGUAUGUCUUUGUUUUGACUGUAAUGAGGGACAAGCAUAGGUCGGAAUGUUUAUAUUCUGAAAGAGUUUCAACUUUUCUGGUUCAGUAAGAUCUCUAUAUUCCAGCUUUUUGCUCUCUUUGUUGAUUCUAAAAUUAAAAGUGAUUCCCAUACUUUUGAUAAAUUCUUCAUAACAUGCCAUGUGUUUAUAUUUAUCCCUUGGGAAUCCAUCAGAGGUUUUUUUUUUUUCUCAAUAGCAUCACUUCUUCUCAGCUCUCUUAUGAACAAGUCAAUCAAAACAUCUGAAAUCCUCAGAAAAAAAAUGUAAUGUAUCUAUGAUGACAUGGUCCAUAGGUAUAAAAUCAAAUAAUGGUUGUGCCUUACAGUUUAAUUUCUUUCCAGUGGAAAACCUUGCUAUUUCAGUGACAGUUCUAGCACCAAAUUUGGGGUCAUUAAUUGACCAUGUUUUGCUUGUGUCCCGCUGUUGCUCCCUGGGACACUUGCACCCCACACAAGCAUAAUCCUCAUUUGCCCUGCCUAAAGCACAUACCAGUGCUAAAAAUUUCAAAUCUCCACCUAAAAAGUAUUCAAUUUUAUAGGUGCAAUUAUUUGCACUUAUCUCCUUUAAGUUUGACAUUUCCAUUCGAAGGUCUGCUAGGCUGUCUCUCAGAUUAUCAUAUGUCUCUGAAGUUUUUAUAACAGCAAGUUUAUAAUUUCCCUUCACACUCAUUGCCACAUCAUUUUCAUGGAGAAUAGUAAAAGUGAAGUUGACAACUGUAAGCCCCUUCCCAAUAUUUGUACCAUCACCACUAAGCUUGAUCUUAAUAGUUUCUCCAUCAUUGAUUUCUCCAUUCUUCUGAAACCUAACAAUGUGCUCUUGCAAGCUUUCUGCAAAUCCUAACUGAACACCUUCAGCAUCUCCUGGUGUUGGUUUCAAGUUCCAUUCACUGUUUGGCUCAUUAAUUUGCUUCUUGAUGGAAUAUAUAUUGAGGAGAUCAUUAGCCUUAAUGGCAAUUUCAUGCCAGGCCUCAUUUGAAAUAAUGAAUUUAUCUUUGAGGUAGAGCCACAUAUUUAUGUUAUCAAUGUCAUCAUUAUUAAGGGCCUUUGGGUCAGACUCUGUAAAUGGCAGCUCUCCCUCUCCAACAAGAUUGAAAGUUUCAUAUUGAUUAGUCUCAGUGUUGAGGACUUCAAUUUUAGUUGCAACAAAAUUGUACAGCCCAAGAAAGGAGAGUGUAGUUUAGCACUCCUCCUUCUGUUGGUUUUUAAUUCUCUUUUGAUGGUGCUUAGAAUAGUCAUUAAACUUCUUCUUAGCUGGGCCUCUACCUUUUUUCCCAUUUGUUAUCACUUUUUUGGCCAACUGAAUAAAUUUUUUAUCGUAGAAGGCCCCUUUCUUCUCAGCUUUCUCGAUAGCUUCUCGGGCUUUUUAUCCACUCGCAAUCGCUUUGCCUUCUCCUGUACCAACGAUUCUUCUAAUUUUAUUUUUUCUCCCCUCAACUGGCUGUUCUCAUCUUUAAGCUGAUGUACAUUAACGUCGUUGUAAUACACCUUAAAUUGAUACCGAGGGCCUGUUUCCAAAUUGCUAAGAAGUGCAUUUAAUUGUCACGAUUACUAGCUUUCUUGACAGCUUUCUGAAAACAGACUAUUUUCUUUCUGAAGACUUCUGAUAUAUGGCUAUUGAUUAUUAUACCUCGUAUACCUGAUUGCUCAAACACUUUGUUUACAAUUAUUGAAAGGACCGACUCAUGGCUUUCUCUGAAAACUUCUUUGCUUUGAAAUAGUAUAGAUUAGUAAGCUGAAACGAAAAAUUAAUUAGGGAAGUUUACGAAAAAUCCAGCGAACAAGCUUAAAAAAGGCAUUUAUUUAGACUUCAUACUGCGAUGAACUUCGCAAAUCUUACUUGUUUAUCUCGUAAGUAAACAAUGGCAGAUUAAUUCCCGAAGUGCCUUCUGAGUUUCCCGAUCCCUCUCCUACUGCUUUCACGCUCACAAAACAGGAAAAAAUCAAAAGGAGGAAGAUACAGCUGUUUUGAAACGCCAUUUGACGAGGGCAAAUCUGCUUUUUGUUCGACACUUUACAUAUCAAAACAAAGGAAAUUUGUUCCUCUUUUUGAUUCUGGCGGUACAUUUUUAAAUUGCGCUCGCGUAAAAGGGAUAUCGCCCGAGACGCUUCGCUCGGUUGUGUUUUGAACAAAAACGCCUUGUUAAUUUCACGUAACCGCUCGGAGAAAAGGUUAAAAUGACGAGGGAAAAACUUUACCGUCAAGUUAGAAAAUUAGCGAAAUAGGAAGUCUAAAUAUUAUAUUUUAAUAUUUCAGAGGUACAUUGAGUGCUUUUUCCGUAGAGAAUCCGCACGAUGGUAAAAUGUUCGAAAAUUACACUCGAUUUGAAUGGGGCGUUGAAGUGGGCGUGGUCACUAUAUUCAUGUUAAGACUAUUUGUACCCCAUGAGUUUGAUAUGGUGCACAUAAUUUUUUUGGUAAAGAUACACCAAAUUUCUAUUUAGCCAUCUCGCAUGACAAUGUCCUGAAAUUUUCAUGUGCUCGUAUUUUCAUCAGAACUGGUUGGCGUUCAUGAAUCUUCACAAGCCCCCCUUCUCAGAACAUAACGUGAUUCACUUUAUCAACAACAGAUCUCCCCCUGACGAUCAAAAUAAUGCCUUCUGCAAGGUCAGUUGUCCUUGGAGGUUUAGCUAGUUUAUUGUCUAUUUCGAGCGUUUGUGUGUGGUGUUUGAUUUAAUAAAGGCCUAUUAGUGAUCGACCAAUGAUAAAUUCCUUGUUGGCGUACAAACAAGACAUUUUCCGUUCUACCUUACCAUUAAUUCGAAGCCAGGCGUGUGUUCAAGGAUAGGUACUGAUUCACGCAUUUACGCUCUUUAUUCUUCCUCUUUCAGGAUGUUAACUUCUUCCACGUCUACCCUACAGUCCCAAACAUAAUUGUCUCUGCUAAUCACUCAACGAAAGAAGGAAACUUGAGUCCUGUUCACAAUGGCAUAACUUCUUGGGUAGAGGUAAGUUAGAUUCUAGACAGUUUUUUCUGCCUGGAAAAACCUAAAAUAUAUUAUCAUAUAAAAUGCGCUGUUGUAAAAGGAUUUCCAGCCCUGAGAAAAGCCGUAACAACACAUGAAAAAUACGAUAUUUUUUCACGAGUAUUUGAUAUCGCCAAUCAGCUGCUGACACGCCACUCGCCUUUCACGCCAGUCGGUCAGGUUGAUGAAUAAACGGCAAAGCCUUCGCUAUUCUCAAACCAUCGUCGUUUGUCGGAAUUUUUUAGGGUUGUGGCCGCUAAAACACUGAAAAAUCCGUAUCGCUUACAGACAGUGACGUUCAAACUUUCCUAGAAGGGUAAGAAAACCAAAAUACGAAAAGAAAAACCGAAAGCUACGUAUUCAGUGGCUUUGGUAAUGGCAUUUUCUCGCGGCUGAGAACGAAAAUCAACAUCUAAAAGAUUUGCCGCAGGGUGACUUUCACCGUGUAUCUGAAGGAAUUCUUCUGUCGGUAAGGACCAAGUCAGUGAUUGAGAAUUUCGUAUAUUAAAAAUUAGGCCCACAGUUUGUUUUUGUAGUGACUCAACACAUUUUUUCAUCUCGAGUGCGCCAACGCACUUUACGAUUUUUAUUGGGAGAGUCGAUCCUAUUAUUUUCAUUCAUUAAUUAAGUCGACUUUUCUUGUCAGUACAGGGCUAUUGUGUUUAUAUGAUAAACAAAAUAGUACAUGGUUGCUUCUCGAUAUCUCACUCGUGAGCUAUCUAGUUAAACUUUCGAGGAGAAAUUCUAUAUAUACGCGCUCAUUGAUUAUACUCUUUAUAUUUACUGUUUUAUCAUACCACUUCAAGCUUAUUGUUAACGUGCAAUCAAGAAGUUAAAUGUCGUGGCAAAUAAUGCAAUUUAUGAUAAGAAGCGCACAGCACCAUCUAGCAAUUUUUCCGUCUGGCCCUUUCAUUCAGUAAAAAAGAAUAUAUUACUGAUGUACAAUGUUUUUCUUUUCAACAGUAUAUCAACAAGACUGGCUUUCGCGUUUGUUUCAAGGAAUUGUAUGAAACAAAAUAUGAUCCUCUUUCUGUUAUCUACACUGUCAUGUCAGGUAAAUACUUAGGUUGCUUAACAAUGUUGCAAAGUAAUGUGUUAUUAAAUCAGCACCAAACAUCAUUUUCCACAUAAACAAAGUCCUUCCGUACCCCUCUCCCCUUAAAUAUCUUUUUUAGUCAUGACUUUUGGAAGCUCACAAAUGGUUUACCAGACGAAAAUAGAUAGAAGUGGGAGGCAGCCAAUAAUUUGGCGAUAUACUGAUUUUCCCUAUUUCUCAUGGCUUUACAUGGAAAUUGCAGUCUAUUAUAUACCAGACAUACGCAUUCCCUGUCUCACUGUCCUCUGUCAAGGAACAGUACCUUUAAUCUCUAUGCUGUCCGUCAUUAUAUCGCUUUGAUUUAGAGAAUUAGAUCGCGUGGAUGCUUUAUGUGGACCCUAAUGGAAUUAGACUAUGAAUAGUGACUGAUACAGAAAAUCGGUUAAGUUAUCAUAUGUUGACACGACACACGGAUGUUGAUCUCCUUUGACUGCAACUUUUUUUCGUGUGCGCUUACAACGCUCUAAAAAGAUUAUUCACGUGUCAUGCAGAUCUAUGCCAGCCUGGAUGGGAUUAUUUCAAUGGUUAUUGUUAUUUCACAAUCUCCACUUGUACCACUUGGUCAAAUGCUCAAACAAAAUGUCAUAAGAUGGGCUCACAUCUUGUGACAGUCCAUAAUCAAGAAGAGAAUGUCCACAUUCAACAUCGGCACAAUGGAGAGAAAUCUUGGAUUGGGCUCAAUGAUCGAAGCGUAGAAGGAUCAUUCGUGUGGACGAAAAAAGGCACUAGUAGCUUUAGAUUCUGGGCGGCAAACCAACCAAACAAUAAUACAGAUCAGGACUGUGUACACACUCUUGGCUCAAACAAUGGAUACACUUGGAAUGACGUUUCAUGCGAUAACUGCUUCAAAUUUACUUGUUUUAAAGGUAAGCAACUAAACAUACUUGAACAGAAAGGCUUUAUCUUGAGCCUUUUUUCAGUUUCGUAAGAAAUUAGCAGACCAUUUUACUUCACCUAGCUGAGCGUUAUGAUUGCUUUCAGCACAUAAACCUUAAAAUCUGGGUGAAGCCCGUGAGCAAUCCUUGAGCAAUCCUUGAGCAAUCAGUGAGCAAUUAGUGAGCAAUCCGUCAGCGAUGAGCAUUCCCCGGUCAAUUAAUUCGUAUGUAAUCAGAAGAUACCACGUGGGCAAUCCAAAAGAAAUCCAUAGGCACUCCGUGGGCAAGCUGUGGGCAAUCUGUGGGCAAGCCGUGGGCAAUCCGUGAGCAAUUUGUGGGCAAUUCGUUGGCAAUCUUUGGGCAAUCUGUGGGCAAUCUUCGAGCAAUCUUUGGGAAAUCUUUGAGCAAUACUUGGGAGUUCCUGGUUCGUUGAGAUUACUUUUUCCCGACCCGCUUAGCCACGUGUAAUCAGAGCGCGUGUUUGUCCCUUACAAGCUAUUGACAUUUAAUGACAAGGUGCAAUGAUAAAUGAUGUCAAAGCGGAGUGUAAUUUUUCAGCGGAAUAUCAUUUGCUUUACAAGAUAUAAACGAGUGCACAGUCAAGUCUGACCGGUGUGAUGUUAAUGCUGCCUGUCAAAAUACUGAGGGAUCCCACAAGUGCAUUUGUAAGACUGGAUUUGAAGGAGACGGGGAAAAAUGCUCUGGUAAGAAAAUCAUAAUAUCAUCUUAAAAGAUGCUAUCUGGUAUUGAUGCAGCUAUUUUUGUGACCUUAAAGAAUAUCUUCAAGACAUAAUGUUUUUUUCGUCAUCUAGGUGUUUUAAAAACGAAUCAGCAACUAGGUUGAUUGAUAAUGACCCGCAAUAAAACGUUGCUAUAGUAAGAGAUGUACAUAAACCUAAAACUUAAAACUCUGAUGUUUUGGCUAGAAUCCAGGCUGGUUUCAAUCUGCAAUCUGAGGGCGACCUGUGGGUAAUCCAUGAGUAAUCUGCGGCUAUCUGUAGGGAAUCUUUGGGAAAUCUGUGGGCAAUACUUUAGAGUUACCACUGAUUUAGGCUGGUUUCAAUUUACAAUAUGUGAGCAAUCUAAGGGCAAUCCGUGGGCUAUCCAUAGGCAAUCUUUGGGUAAUCUGAAAGCAAACUUCUGGCCGUCUUUGGGCAAAUAUUUGGGAAUUACUGGUUCAACUGAGAUUACUUUUGCCUGAUCCACUUAGCCACGUGUCAUCAGAGCGCGUGUUUUGUUGCCCACAAGCCAUCGCCAUAUAAUCACAAGGUGUUAUAAUGAAUAAAGUCAGUGUAGAGUAUACUUUUUCAACGGAGUAUUAUUUGUUUUUUUUAAGAUAUAAACGAGUGCACAGUCAAGUCUGACCGGUGUGAUGUUAAUGCUGCCUGUCGAAAUACUGAGGGAUCCUACAAGUGCAUUUGUAAGACUGGAUUUGAAGGAGACGGGAAAAAAUGCUCUGGUAAGAAAUCAUAAUAUCAUCAGAAACGAUACUAUCAUCAACUGAAAUAUUAGGUUGAUUGGAAAACACAUUUUAGCUAUUUUUUUUACUUUGAAGAAAAAUGUCAAGACAUGAUGUCUUUUUCCUCGGUGUUUUAAAAAUGGAUCAGUAACCAGAGUAAUUCAUAAUGACUAAUAAAACGUUGCUCUGGUUGGAGAUGUAUAUAAAACCUAAAGUUUAAAACCCCGAUGUUUUGGCUAAUAUUUCGGCUAAUAUUUCGGCUGGAUUCACAAAAUUACUAGUAAUUGAGGGCUUAUGUAAUGUGCAAAGCGAUUGCGAUUAGGAAGUUUCCUCUCAGUUACUUCGUUUAAAGAUAUGGUUAAUGACUUGUAACAAUUUAUUGCCACCUCACGUAGUAAGUUGAAAAUGAGAUGUCCUGGGAAACAUAUUUACGGCCCGGACUUAGUACUGUUCACGAAUGUAUACGAAGAAAAUGUUGAGUACCAUUUUUCUCUUCCUCUUAGCGUACAAGUUUAACGAAACAAUUAUUUCCUUCGACUAUCAGAAGAUUAGCUUCUUUUCCCACAAUACUAUAGAAGGUAAAAAUAUUCACUGCUGGAUCAAAUUUAAAAGCACUGAACGAAAAAUUAGAUUUGACAUAAGAUAAAUGUAGUGUAAAUAUGGUUUAAAUAUGACAUUUGUCACAUUGUAACAUCAGAUUUAUCUCAUAUUUGACCUAGAACCGAAUGUGGUCAAAUCCAUUAUUUCAUCCAGUGAAGGAUAUUAAGAAUUACAAAUGACACGUGCAUGUUUUCACUAUAGUUACUUGGAAGUUUACAACAAGUGGACGAAGUGGAAGGUAUGGCGUUAUUCAGACCUUCACUGUUCCACGUACGACCCUCUACCAAAUAAAGGCCUGGGGAGCUCGUGGUGGAACACAUUCAUACAAUUAUGGAUAUAGACCUGGAACAUAUUACGGUGGUAGGGGAGCAUUCAUAGAAGGAAAGUUCAGAUUGAAUAAAGGAACAGUGCUGAAUAUUGUGGUUGGACAGCGUGGUGGAAAUUCAGUGGAGGUGAAGGGUGGUGGAUCCACUUCCUCAACAGCAGCUCAGCUGGGACUGUCUGUAGAGGAUAAUGCUGGAACUGGAGGAGGGGGUGGUAGUUUUGUCUAUACCACAGGUAAUAUCUUGUUAUUAGCUGCCGGAGGAGGUGGUGGUGCUUCCAGUGGAUUUGACGGUGUGGAUGGUCAGGUGGGAACAAGUGGAACCAGCAGUAUGGGGCAAGAACCAUCACAGGUUAGGAAGGGAGGCACAGGGGGGCAGCCAGGUGAAUGUAACAAUGCAGGUGCUAGCUACCAUGGGGGUGUAGGUGCUGGUUGGCAUGGCACUGGUUGUACCCGAGCUGGUUCUGAACACGGACAACGAGGUGGAUCACGUGAUCAAGGCUGGACUGGUGGUCAAGCCGGUGGGAUGAACAGUGGAAAUAACGGCGGACCAGCACCAGGAGCAGUGGGAGGGUUUGGUGGCGGGGGAGGAGGAUCAGAGGAUAAUGGUGCAUCGGGUGGAGGUGGAGGGUACUCUGGGGGAGGCAGCGGUACCCACCAUAAACAGGCUGGAGGGGGCGGGGGUUCGUAUUGCCGUGGUCAGAGUUGUUCGGGUGUGAAUGGCGGUAACCCCAAUGAUAACGGACUCGUAAAAAUAAUUGAGUUAUCUUCAUAA
This is a messenger RNA of Pocillopora meandrina, 14590 nucleotides long. Lineage: Eukaryota; Metazoa; Cnidaria; Anthozoa; Scleractinia; Pocilloporidae. The record is from the annotation of a GenBank genome assembly.